CAUAUCCUCUCUUGGUUGGAUAUGAAAUCUCUCAAAAAAGAGAAAAAAUAGGUUGGGAAAUCUUUAGAUUUUUGAGGUAAACUUCUGUUUGUAUGUGUAGUAUAAAUCUAAAAUAUCUAUCUUUUUUUUUCAAUGUUCUUUUUUUUCCUGGCAGAAAAUGAGGUGGUUGGAUAUAGACAUGGGAUUAUGGUUACGUUUCAAAAGGUUUUGCUUCCAAUUGCAAAAUAGACUUUAGCUUCUUUCCAGAAGUUUUUGACCAACUGUUUGAGCUGAAAAUGGGAAGGCAUGGAUUCUGUUUAUCUAGAAUUCCUGUCUUUAGACAAUUCAGAACACAACAUGUUGCAUUAAUUCCCACCUCGAACUCUUUUUGCUCUGAUUCUACCCAGAACAACCCCAAUCAAAUUGAACAGUUUCCUAGCAAUCAGGAAGUUACAUUGGAGACCACCACCAAAAAUCAACACUCCAACCUUCCAGAACCUUUGGGCCAUGAGUUAGUUCGGAAGCUCCGGAUUUUACUUCAACAGGAGCGUACAGGUGCUGCCAAGAGGCUCAUCAAGUCUGCCAUUCUCUCCAAAUCAUCUUUCUCAUCACCUUGUGAUCUGAUUGCACUUUUUUCUGUCCAUUCUCCAUCCUUGAAGCAUGUAUUUUCAAACAUGUUGUUAAUGGCAUUUUUGGAUCUCAAAAUGCUUAAUGAUGCCAUAGAAUUAUGUACCUCAAUGAAGAAAAAUGGUGUUGUUCCUACUGUGGCUACCCUCAGUGUUCUAUUUAAACUGUUGAUGUCUUCAAAAGAGUUUGAAAAGAUACUUGAAUUAUUUUCUGAACUUGUUGAAUCUGGUAUCCUACCAGAUGGUUUCAUGUAUGGUAAGGCAGUUGAGGCAGCAAUAAAACUAGGGGAGAUGAAUAAGGCCUGUGAUUUGGUGUAUUGCAUGUGGAAGAUAGGGGUUCGUCCUACUGUGUUUGUUUAUAACGUUCUAAUUUCUGGCUUUUGCAAAGAGAAGAGGAUGAUUGAUGCAGAGAAGAUGUUUGAUGAAAUGAUCAAUAGAAAUGUGUCCCCUAAUUUGGUUACUUACAAUACAAUUAUCAAUGGAUAUUGUAAGGCGGGAAAAUUGGAUAAAGCUUUUAUUUUGAAGGAGAGGAUGAAGCAUGCAAAUUUGGAACCUAAUCUUGUAACAUACAAUUCAUUGUUAAGUGGGCUCUGUCAGGAAAUGCAGAUGGAGGAAGCCAAAAAAAUAUUGCAGGAGAUGGAAGCUUACAAGUUUGCACCAGAUGGAUUUACAUAUAGCAUACUUUUUGAUGGGUAUUUGAGGUCUGGUGAUGGUGAAGCCUCAAUGGUUCUGUAUGAAGAAGUGAUAAAAAAAGGAGUGAGACUAAAUAAUUAUACUUGUUGUAUUUUGUUGAAUGGCUUAUGUAAAGAUGGGAAGGUUGAAAAGGCAGAGGAGAUUCUGGUGAAGUUAAUGAUGAGUGGAUUAGUUCCGGAUGAGGUAAUUUAUAAUGUACUAGUGGAUGGAUACUGCCGAAAAGGAAAUAUUGAUGGUGCUAUAUCAACCAUUCAACGAAUGGAAAAUGAAGGAUUAACACCCAAUUGCAUCACUUUUAAUUCAUUGAUUAAUAAAUUUUGUGAAAGUAAAGAGUUGGGUAAGGCAGAGGAAUGGUUGAGGAAGAUGAUAGAGAAGGAAGUUUGCCCUAGUGUUGAAACGUAUAACAUCCUUCUUGAUUGUUAUGGACGGUUGAGCCUUUUUGAUAGAUGUUUCCAAGUUCUCGAAGAAAUGGAAAGUAAAGGGGUAAAGCCAAAUGUGGUAAGCUAUGGAACUCUCAUUAAUUGUCUGUGCAAGGAUGGUAGAUUUGUUGAAGCUGAAGUAAUUUUUGCUGACAUGGAUAGUAAAGGAGUUUCUCCAAACGCUCAAGUUUAUAAUAUGUUGAUUGAUUGUAAUUGCACAUUAGGGAAAAUGCAAGAAGCUUUUAAGAUUUUUGAUGAAAUGGUUGAUAGGGAGAUCACCCCAACCCUUGCAACAUACAAUUCACUCAUCAAUGGCCUCUGCAAAAAAGGGAGGGUAACUGAAGCAGAAGAAUUGGUCAACCAAAUUACAAGCAAUGGUUUUAAACCUGAUGUGAUUACAUACAACUCCCUUAUCUCUGGGUAUUGUAAUUCCAGGAACCCCAAAAGAGGUCUUGAGUUAUAUGAAACUUUGAAACAGCAAGGCAUCCAUCCUACUUUAAUGACGUAUCAUCCUUUAAUUUCUGGAUGUAGCAAGGUUGGUUUAGAUACAGUAGAGAAACUGUUCAAUGAAAUGUUACACAUGGAUCUUGCUCCAGAUAGAGUUGUCUAUAAUGCCCUGAUUUUCUGCUACAUUGAAAACGAAGAUGUUCAGAAAGCAUUUGCUUUGUACCAACAGAUGGUAGAUCAAGGUGUCCAAUUAGACAAGAUGACUUAUAACAACUUGAUUUUAGGAUGCUUCAGAGAUGGUAAGGUUACCGAAGUAAGGAAACUUGUUGAUGAUAUGAAGGCGAGAGGGUUGACACCUAAGGCUGAUACGUACAAUAUCCUAGUUAAGGGACUUUGUGAGCUUGGUGAUUACAGCGAGGCAUAUGUAUGGUAUAAAGAGAUGUUCAAAAACCAUUUUUUAUUAAAUUCCUCUGUUUGCAAUCAACUCAUUGCUGGUCUUAAGAUAGAGGGGAGGUUUCAAGAAGCUCAGUUAAUCUUGUCUGAGAUGUAUGUCAAAGGACUUAAUGCCUGGAACAUUGGUAAUGAUCUUUCUGCAUCAAUGACAAUGUAGAUGAAACACAUGUUGUGAAUAACCUGUGAGCACAUGUGGCUAUCACUGCAUAGAAAAACGUUUCUACAGUUGGAUUAUCUUCCCAUGGUAUCUCAUUUUUUAAAGGUGAUGAUGCAACUGUCGUCUCAAACAAAUGACCUAUAUUAGCUGGCUGCUGUGGCAUUUUGCUUGCCGUCUGCUUGGGUUGGAGUCAUUCUUGCGCUUGCCCAAAUUGGAGAAUUUGAUUUGUUGUCCUAAGCCGUGCUUCAAAUCUUCAUUUUACCGAGGUUACCUCUCGCUAUCCCUUUCUCCUCUCUCUAGAUUUUCUCAUAUCUUAUAUAACACAUAGGUGAAUAUGAUAGCCUUUCACAGCACAACACGUAUUUAGUUCUUAAUGUGAAGUCAUAAGUAAAAGUAGACAUGUUACGUAGUAUUGAAUCUCAGACAUUUAAAUGAUAUUAUUUCACUCCGACUCAUUUUACAGGAUAACUACUUGAACCUACUUUAUUUAUAAUGAAAAACUACGCAUCCGACUCUUAGCUUCCUCUUUGAACAUUUAGGAUUGUAGUUUCUCAUAUAUGCAUCCAAAUGUUAGCUUAGUAUUCUACUUUACUGAUAUCUUAUUCUUUUAGAGGAAAGUGAAAUUUCAUUGAUGGGGAGGAUGGCCACUCCCAUCAAAGGAAGUUAGCAUGGGGUGGAGGUGGGAGGUGGAGAAUUACACCAGGAGGAAGUAGCAAAUAAUAAAAAGUAAAAAAGAAGUGUUAAAAUUUGAGUGCUUGUCCUUGAAGAUCCCCUAAAGGUGCCACAAAGUUGGCUCAAAAAGUGAUAUUGGGAGCAGGGGAACGGAAAACUCCAUGCAGAGGCACUGAAAAGAGAGAUCCAAAUGGGGUAUGAAGAGAUGUUGGGGUUUCUAGCUUACUUAUAAUAACUUGAUUAUAGGAUGGUUUAGAGAUAGUUUAAAGUGCAUGUGAUUAAUUAUUGGAUUUUUUUUUUUUAAUUUUAGAAUUAUAGGAAGGCAAGAGGAUGACAUCUAAAUGUCAUAAUGAAGAGGGCAUGUGAUUAAUUAUUUGCACUGUUUUUAAGGAUAAAGAAAAUUAAAGGGCUCGUUUGGUAA
Momordica charantia (bitter melon) is the source of this 3867-nucleotide messenger RNA. The record is from RefSeq and is a predicted model, not a curated record. Lineage: Eukaryota; Viridiplantae; Streptophyta; Magnoliopsida; Cucurbitales; Cucurbitaceae.